Molecule: messenger RNA, 1760 nt
Organism: Striga asiatica
Lineage: Eukaryota; Viridiplantae; Streptophyta; Magnoliopsida; Lamiales; Orobanchaceae
Source: the annotation of a GenBank genome assembly
GAGAGUACAAAAAAUCUAAUGAAUUCUGGCUUCAGCCUUAACUUUUCCUUUCUUGAGCUCGUCUCUGUGGUUUUUUUCUUUCAUUUCAUUUUCUGUUCUCUUCUCUUUUUGUCCCUCAUUAGUUAGUUAGUCACACACAAAAAUCAAUUAAUUCGUUUUACAUUUUUUUUGUUUACAUCCACAACCUUAAUAAAUUAGUUGGAGAUGUUUUCUUAAGUUUCACACAUGCAUUCGCCUGAAGCAUUUACACUCGUUUAAAACCAUUUGUUGAUAAAAAUAAAAAUAAAGAAGAAGAAUAAGAAAGAAGAAGAAGAAGAACCCCGUGUGAUUCAGGACAAUGACUAAAAAACCGAACGAGACUAUGAGAUUGUUUUUCACUGUCAUUGCCGGGCUCAUGUUUGGAUUCAUGAUGGGAACAUCAUUUCCAAAGCUCCCACUAACAAAGCUAAACAUCACAUCAGCUUUAAUUCGGGAUUUUAACCCAACAAUCGGGAACAAUAGUAUGGCGAAUGCUACCCAAAACAGCAACAAAAAUCCCAUCCUGAAGGACUUAUCAAAGAUUUGGGUCCCCUCAAAUCCGAAAGGUGCAGAAAUGUUGCCACCAGACAUUGUAGCAUCUGAAUCGGACUUCUAUCUCCGAAGACUAUGGGGAAAGCCUACUGAGGACUUGACUGUGAAGCCAAAAUACUUGGUAACCUUCACAGUUGGUUAUGAUCAAAGGAAUAACAUCGACAAAGCUGUGAAAAAGUUCUCGGAGAACUUUACCAUCCUUUUGUUUCAUUAUGAUGGAAGAACAACUGAAUGGGAUCAGUUUACAUGGUCCAAACGGGCUAUUCAUGUUAGCGCGAGCAAACAAACAAAAUGGUGGUACGCGAAAAGAUUUCUGCAUCCAGAUAUUGUUGCCCCGUAUGACUACAUAUUCAUAUGGGACGAAGAUCUUGGGGUCGAGCAUUUUGAUGCGGAAGAAUACAUUAAACUCGUGAAGAAGUAUGGAUUAGAAAUUUCACAGCCUGGUUUGGGAGAGGACAAGGGAACAACUUGGCAGAUGACGAAAAGAAGAGGUGGCCAAGAUGUUCACAAGGAAACAGAAGAGAAGCCAGGCUGGUGCUCCGAUCCCCAUUUGCCUCCGUGUGCAGCGUUUGUGGAAAUUAUGGCUCCCGUCUUUUCUCGAAAUGCAUGGCGCUGUGUGUGGUAUAUGAUUCAGAAUGAUCUGGUCCAUGGAUGGGGUCUCGACUUAGCCCUCCAAAGAUGUGUUGAGCCUGCUCAUGAAAAAAUUGGAGUUGUAGAUGCUCAGUGGAUUGUGCAUCAGUCUCUUCCUUCAUUGGGUGGCCAGGUGAGGCAGAGGUGUCGCGCAGAGUGGGAUAUGUUCAAGGUCCGAAUGGCGAAUGCCGAAAAAUCUUAUUACACGUCCGUUGGAAUCGAUCCCUCCAAUGUCACAGCUCAUACAUAGAGGUAGGAUGAAAUAUCAUAGCAUAACCACCACAGUUAUUUUUUGAAUAUAGAAUCUCAAAUAAAAUUUAGGUUUAGUAUCGAUAGACGAUAAAUUUUCUCAGACAAUUAUACAUGUUAUCAAAUAUUUAUAAUGAGGAUCACAGGCAAUGUCACAAAUUUUUUUACCUCUCUGGUUCGUGGUGCUUUGAGCAUUGCUAGUUUGCAGUUAUCCUUUUACUAAUUUAUUAGAUACAUCAUGGAUUGGGACUUAAAAAAUUGUAAAGAAUUUUCUCUUUAUAUUGAUUUUUCAAUUAUGUUUGCAGUUUAAA